This is a messenger RNA of Rhinichthys klamathensis goyatoka, 3541 nucleotides long. RefSeq names its product NLR family member X1 (gene nlrx1). Gene Ontology annotation, cellular component: mitochondrion. The transcript is spliced from 9 exons. Gene Ontology annotation, biological process: negative regulation of canonical NF-kappaB signal transduction. The record is from RefSeq and is a predicted model, not a curated record. Gene Ontology annotation, molecular function: protein binding. NCBI's taxonomy places the organism in Eukaryota, Metazoa, Chordata, Actinopteri, Cypriniformes, Leuciscidae. The coding region runs from base 175 to 3201 and encodes 1008 amino acids.
UACGACUGACUAGCUUAGCAGGAAGACGGAGCGGAGAGCUCUCAUCGUCCUGCCGUAGAAUGGACGCUUUCCUCGGCUUUGAUCUGAGCGUCAGAACGCUGGCAGAGUUCGAGGGAAAAUUUGGAAGAAUUCGCCGUAUUCCCAGCCUCUAGAUUAGGGGUGAUUUUGGUCAAAAUGUGGCGAUUUGGAAGGUCAUCGGGAACGGAAGUGUUAAGAUGGAGAUGCCGAGGGUCAUCAAAAGAUGUCUGCUGCAAACUUCACACCAGGGCUCUUGAGACAGCCUUUAACUUAAGCCUCCGAUCAGAUGGCAUCUGCGGUAGUGUAAAACAACGUCACUUGCCAUUCCCAAUCAAGAAAACAAGCUCUUAUAGAAAUACAUGGAGAGAACUGAGAACAUCUAUGUGCUAUUCCAUCUCUGGAUUCAACUCCAGGUACUUUUGUACCUAUGAGCCUGUCACAGAUCCCAUUGAGAUUCACAAACAGAAGUUGGCAUUAUGGUUCAGUCACCUUCCUCAAGAGGAGAGGCAAUUCGGUGGCUACUUUUCUCCCGAAACUAUGCACGUGGAGCCACUUAUCCUAGAGCGUCAUCCUGAUGAGGAUAGAGGCCUUAGUCCCUUCAAGGCAAAGGAAAGGGUAUCUCCAUGUCCCUCUCUCACAGUUGAGCAGCUCUUUGAUGAUAAUAAUAAUGGAAACAAGGCACGAGGACUAAAUGUUUUGCUAUAUGGCGCUGUCGGCACAGGGAAAAGUACUGUCGUCCGUAAACUGGUGCUGGAUUGGUGUGCUGGAUCUAUUUACUCCCAGUUCAAACUUGUGUUGCCCUUCUCCUGUGAGGAUCUUGCCAAUUUAUCCAAACCAACAUCCCUUCGAAACCUUGUAGGCAGGAAAUACAUGCAUCUUCUCAAGACACCUUAUCUUAGUGGAGAUAAUGACAAGGCUAAGGAUGUCCUCUUCGUCUUCAAUGGAAUGGAGAAAAUGAAGCUGGAUUUUCGUAUCGGCUCCUCCGAGUUAUGCAGUGAUCCCAAUGAGGCUCUCCCAUCAGGAGCUGUUGUUGUUAAUCUGCUUAGGAAGUACCUGCUACCUGAGGCCAGCAUUUUGGUUACAACCAGACUAUCUGCCGUGGACAACGUUCCUAGAAAAUACAUAAAACGUUAUGUACAGAUCUGUGGCUUCAAUGAUCCUGAUCGCCAGAGAGCCUACUUCACCAGUAGACUCAUGCAACAGAAUGAAGAAAAGCCGGACAAGGCUGCCGAGAUGCUCAUAGAGAUGCUUUACCUAAAUCUACAGCGGGAAACUCAGUUAGCUACCGCCUGCUUCUUACCAUCUUAUUGCUGGCUCACAUGCGCCACUCUUCAUUUAUUGCAUUUUACUGAUACGAAGGCACCAAUUCGAACCCUCACUGGCACCUACACCAGCUUCAUGAGGCUCAACUUCGGAGGAGAAGUGAUAACUUUGGACGGAAACAUCUCUUCACAAGAGCAACAGAACUCAUUAAUGCUCUAUGUGGUCCGUACAGUUGGUAAACUAGCUUUUGAUGGCAUCACCAACAAACGGAUAUCGUUCUCCGAUGACGAACUGGAGCAGUGGGUCGGCGGCAAGACUAAAACGGACGAGGAGCUCCAGCAACUGGCGGUGUUUCGCACAGAUGUGCUUGAUUUCUUUCUGGUGCCUCGUGAUGAUCAUGGUACAGAUCCCGAAACUGGUGGUAGACGCUAUGUGUUUGCUGUUCCCGCCAUGCAGGAAUAUCUAGCUGCUCUUUAUGUCGUUCUUGGCGAGAACAAAAGCGUCCUGGAGAAGUUGACUUGGGAGGUUUCAGAGGCUUUGGGACAAGCCAGUGAGGACAUCACAAGCCUACUGAGCAUCCUCUCCAAAAUCAUACCUUUCCGAAUCUUCGCUGUUUUCAACUUGCUUAAGUUGUUCCCAAAAUUUUUUGAGCGAUUCAGCAGCCUUAGCAAGGGGCGUAUCGCGAACACCAUGGCUGCGGAAAUGUUUCGUUCAGAGGACAGCUUCAAUGAAGAUGUCUUGGACCAGGUGGAGCAAAGUCUGCUGGGAGUGCAUGGUCCUCAGCCACAAGAGGAAACCGACACCAGGGCGUUUGAACUCUAUCCUAUCUUCAUGGGUGGACUACUUCAUUACGGGAACCGCCGGCUGUUAGACCAGCUCGGAUGCAACAUCAAGAGUCAUACGGUUGCUCAGAUCACUCGUGUGCUGAGAAAACACCUGAUCAAGGAGAGUAUGAAGAAGCAGCCUCCUGCCGAACUCAUGGACCUUCUGGUCCUGCUGUAUGAGUUUCAGAACCCUCGACUCACUGCUGAAGUCCUACAAUCCAUCAAGACCAUUAACUUGUCAACCGUACGCAUGACACCACACAAGUGCUUUGUGCUGAGCACCGUUCUGGGCUGCACACGCUCAACCUUCCACCUGAAUGAGCUCAACCUCUCCUCCUGCCACAUCACUCCAGAGUUACUGCAGAUGCUCUGGCCAGCCUUCCAUCACACUAGCAACCUCAAUCUCCAGUUUAACAGCCUGGGUCCCGAGUCCUGCAUUCUACUGCGAGAUCUCCUACUUGAGCCCAACUGUACUAUUAAGUCAUUACAGUUGUGUGACAACUACUUGACGGACGCCGGCAUCAGCCAUUUACUGGAAGCUCUGUCUGGUAACCACUCUCUGCAACAGCUGUAUCUGAUGCACACGGGCCUCGGGGACCAAUCGGCACACAUGCUGGCUGAGAAACUGGGCCAGCAUAACAUGUUGAAGGAACUGAAUGUGGCCUACAACAACAUCGGAGACAAUGCAGCUCUCACGCUGGUCGAUGCCUGUCGUGAACAUCCCAGCAUCCACACAGUACACCUGUACCUGAACCAGCUUACCGAUGUGGGCAAGCAGUCGCUGCACGUGCGUGGUGGUCCUCGGGUGAAGGAGGGCCGGCGAGUGAAAGUCCUGGCCUCUGUAACAGAGGGUUCAGACAUCUCAGAGGACUGGCAUCCCAUUCUGAGCGUUAUUGAAAAGAAUUCGCUUUCCUGGGAUAGAGGCCGUGUACGCGAGCAACUGCUGGUCUUCCUGAAAGACCUGGAAUGGGGUCGGAAACAGCACCCGGGUUUCUGGAAAAAGAUGCACUUCCGGCGAGUAGAGAGCGUUGUGAGGCAAACUUUGCGCUUACUGGAAAAGAGCAGUAAUACGGGUACAGGGACCGGUACAAAAUGAUGCAAUUACGACUGAAGCUAAAGUGUCUAAUUUCUCAAAGGGAUAUUUGUUGCUAAUCCAGUCAGCCUUAAAGGGAUAGUUCACCCAAAAAUGAAAAUUCUCUCAUCAUUUACUCAACCUCAUGCCAGCCCCGUUGUAUGAUUUUCUUUCUUCAGAUCAACAAAAAUGAAUAUUUUUAGGAAAAUCAUCCAUCUCUGUGAAUGGAUUGGAUUUAAUGCAUUGAAUGGGUGCCCACUUGGUUGACGCUUGAAAAACCACACUGCGAUCGUGAUGGUAAUCCAUUCGAGCCCAUUGGAUGCAUCAAUGUCUUCUUCUCAAGUAAGACGAUAGGUGCAUGUUA